Molecule: messenger RNA, 1694 nt
Organism: Aphis gossypii (cotton aphid)
Lineage: Eukaryota; Metazoa; Arthropoda; Insecta; Hemiptera; Aphididae
Exons: 5
Coding region: 221-1453 (410 amino acids)
Biological process (GO): sensory perception of taste
Cellular component (GO): neuronal cell body; dendrite; membrane
Source: RefSeq, a predicted model, not a curated record
GGACAUUUAAUUAUAAUACAACUUAAUAGAAUAAAUGUUUAAUAUAGGUAGGUAUAGCCUUUGAGCUCGAGCCAGCAGGCGCAUCUAAACGUUAGAACUAUAAUGUAUUUAAUCAGGGCUGUGAAUUUGUUCGAAAGUGUAUUUUUUUUUUAUUUUUUUUGGUGAUUGUGAAACAUUGCUUUGUGCACACCACCGUGCCGUGUGCGUUUCUCGCGGCGAGAUGUGGCUAAUCCGAAUAUUUUGGGCGCUGUGCGGCGUGUUCACCGUCGACAUGUCGCACAACAGGUUCCAACACGCCUACUCGGCCCUGCUGAUGGCCACGUGCGUGUACAACUUGGCGAACGCGUCGUACGUCGUAUGCAAACUGGACCACUGGUGCGUCACGUUCUCGUCGACGCUGACGGCCGUGUACGACCGGGUGUUGUCGUCCACCGCGUUCCUGUCCCGGAUCGCCGUCGCGUACGAGUGCGAGCCCAACGUGUCCCGGUACCGGGCCACCAUCCGGGCGUUCGAGGCGUACUCGCCGCCGUCGGCCGCCGAGCUCCGGCGGCACGGCGCGUUCACGCUGACCGUGGUGGCCGCGUGCCUGGCCGUCAUCGUGCCCGCCAACGCCGUCAGCGUGUACUACCUGUGCAGGCACGAGCCCGACUCGGACGCGUCGUUCGUCGUCUACCACGUGUUCACGUGCGUCCAGAACCUGAGCAUGUGUUGCGUCGAGACGCAGUUCGUCGUGCAGUGUUUCAAGGUGUACACCAAGUUUCGCGGCGUCAACGACGACCUGAAGCGGCUCAAGGACGAAAACGUCAACCGCUCCGUGUACCCGUUCAUGCAGUGCCCGGCCCCGUCGUCCGCGUCGCGGUGCCGCGGUUCGCACCGUCGCGGACGCCCGGCCGCGGGGCAUUCGCAACGGCCGCCGCCGCCGUCCGCCGUCAUUUACGACAGAGACUUUUGCCGGGCGCGGCCGCCGAGUUGUCGACCGAUGGCCAACGCGGUCGAACUGCUGAGGAUCAAACACUGGCUCGUCCGCCAGUCGAUAGACGCGCUCAACAGCCUGUUCGGCGUGCACAUGGGACUGUCCGUGUUCUGUCUGUGGCUCAUGGCCCUGUUCAACGUAUACUACGAGAUGUUCUACGACUAUCGGUCGGAACUGUUGGUCUACUGUUGGCUACUGCAGUACACGCUGAGACUGUUGAUGAUCAUUUUGACGGCGCACUUUACGACGAAACAGGCACUCGAAGCGAAAUCACUUAUCUCGGACACCAAUAACGGAAUUAUGGAUAGUAGUACCAAAGAAGAGUUACAGUUAUUCAUGAAUCAAAUUUGUAGCUCAUCAACAGAAUUUAAUGCGUACGAUUUAUUCACGUUGAACACACAAGUAAUAAAAUCGGCUAUUGCUGCUGGUGCUACAUGUCUUGUUAUUUUAGUACAAUAUCAUUCAGGGAAAAAUGAAUGAAUUUAAAUCAAGAUACAUAUUUAAUACACACAAAAUACACAUGACAACAAAGUAUAUAGUUCAUAUCUAGUUAUUAUAUAUUUAAUUAUUUAACCAACUUUAUAAAAUGUUAUAUUUUUUUUUUUUUAUAUUUUUGAUUUAUUUCCUCUACCGAAGAGUAUAAAAUUAUCUUCAAACGUGUGUCUAAUCUAAUGCAGUGAUGUAAUAAUAUAAUCAUAUUAUAGAACAUUGUUUUAUCUAU